This is a messenger RNA of Oncorhynchus kisutch (coho salmon), 544 nucleotides long. RefSeq names its product protein phosphatase 1 regulatory subunit 14C-like. The coding region runs from base 140 to 544 and encodes 134 amino acids. Gene Ontology annotation, biological process: regulation of phosphorylation. The record is from RefSeq and is a predicted model, not a curated record. Gene Ontology annotation, cellular component: cytoplasm. Gene Ontology annotation, molecular function: protein serine/threonine phosphatase inhibitor activity. The transcript is spliced from 4 exons. Lineage: Eukaryota; Metazoa; Chordata; Actinopteri; Salmoniformes; Salmonidae.
ACACAUCAUCUCUGCCCUCCUCUGAGCGCGCUGUAUUUUAAGUAGCAGGUGUUUUAAAAACGGUGUUCAUUUCUUAGCCAGGCAGUACAGUAGCUCCCUCCGUCGCUCUCUCUCUCUCACACACACACUAAACACUGCAAUGUCAGCCGCCAGCACCGAGACGAGCGCCCCGUUGCCUGCGGCCGCCAGCCGGGUGUUCUUCCAGCCGCUGGCCGGGGUAGGGUGCGCUGGGUCCGGACCCAUGCCGCGGGACGACCCGGUCCAGAGGAAGCAGGGGAAAGUGACGGUGAAAUACGACAGGAAGGAGCUGCGGAAGAGACUGAUCUUGGAGGAGUGGAUUAUUGAACAACUGAGCGAUCUGUACGACUGUGAGGAAGAGGAGAUGCCAGAGGUGGAGAUAGACAUCGAUGACCUGUUGGAAGUCAACAGCGAAGACGAGAGAGCCGUCAAACUACAGGAAUCCUUAAUGGACUGCUAUAAACCCACGGAGGUGAGUAGUGUGCGCUAUAACGAGCAGCCUGGUGACCUAGAGGCCGGAGAGUGA